Westerdykella ornata is the source of this 942-nucleotide messenger RNA. RefSeq lists its product as uncharacterized. Bases 1 to 942 code for a protein of 313 amino acids. The transcript is spliced from 3 exons. The record is from RefSeq and is a predicted model, not a curated record. NCBI's taxonomy places the organism in Eukaryota, Fungi, Ascomycota, Dothideomycetes, Pleosporales, Sporormiaceae.
AUGGGUAAUCUUGCCUCCGCCUAUGAGAAUAGACCGACAAAGAAGGUUGCACCGGAACAUCUACUUGGAGAACUGCAUAACACGAGAUCUCAGUGGAGAGGUUUCAAAGUAAUAUCCGAAGAGUCAACUUUGGCACUUCAACAUCAGAAUCUCCUCGAUUGGCCCUUCAAAGCCCUCUUCCCGUACUUGGCAACGGCAGAUAACCUAGGGGAGCCAGAAAAGAACGUCACGUUUCAGCUGGGUAAAAUCGAUUCCAGAAACUGUCCCUUCAAUCCUCAAAUCUCGGUCCUUCCAGACCAGACGGGAGUAAAGAUACUUCUGGAUACGAAAUCAGGAUCCCUCGCAUCAAUCGGCCCCGGCGUGCCAUCCGCUGAAAACAGAAAAAGAUGCUAUUUGGCAAUCUCCUUCAGCGUCUCUCCUAAUCGCAGACUCACAUUCGGCUCGCUCAACAUCGAUGCCCCUACAGCGCUCGAGAAAGACGUCAAAGCAACUGUUUCCACGGAUUUUGCAUGGUCUGGAUUUGCUGGCGAUGUGCGCCUCUCCGAGCACGGCCUUUCAGGUCCACACGAUGGGUCAUGGAAAGUCAAUCAAACAGAUGAGAAACAGCAAUAUCAAUCUUAUUGUGCAAACUACAACGCAGAAGACACCACCUACGAUCUGGAAAUGCAUAUCCAGACGUUCUUCGACUUGAAGUCUAGCAAUCCGUCUGCGAGAGGCGAAAUUGCGAAGGAUGCCACUGUGGAGGAGAUUUUGCGUUUGUCGUAUGGCGCCCCUGACUGUCCGUACGCAUAUGAACAGACACCUUCAGCUCAGUCAUGCGAAAUUGACAGAGAAGGGGUUUAUUGGUGCCGUUGUCCUGGGGAGGAUCCUGUGUACAAGAGUCCUGGCAAGUGCGCUCAGUGGACAAAGUUUCCGCCUGACGGGAGAAUCUCCUACUAUUGA